AUGAACUACACGUCUUAGUUAAUUUUUGCUAUUCUAACUUUUUCUUAAGCGAUUACAAUUUAUCCAAAUCUUAAAUCAUAAAACUUUUAGUGGGAAGAUCAAAUAUGGAUGGAUUGUAAAACUGAAAAACUCAUCGUACCAACAAAUUGUGAAAAUAAUGACCAAAAUUGGUAAGAAUGUUAUGAAAUACCUGAAUAAGGAUUAUGCCUCAAAAACGAACUGAAAAUAUUAUAACACUCAACCUAUAAUCUCAUUUUCAACUUUUAAAAUUUAAAUAAUAAGGUACCACAGAUUUUCCUUAAUGAUAAUAAUUAUGAACAAAAAUCCUUCCAGAAUAAUAAAAUAGUGAUCUAAACUAUUUUAAAUUAAUCAAAUUUAAACAUUAAAAUUUUAGGAGUUGGUGCUAAAUUAUAAAAAUUUUCAUUAACUUCUGAUUGCAACCUAAAUUGUUAACAAUGUAAUGGAAAUUUUGAAUGUACUUAAUGCUUUAAUGAUUUUUCUAUGAUUAACUAUUAAUGCAUACCAGAUACUUGUUUCGAGACUUUGGGUGAUUUAACUACUGAAAGUGCUUAAAAUGCAAACUCUCUUAUAGAUCAAAAGGGAGAAUUCUAAGUGACAGUUGAUUUUAAUGUUGAAUUAGGUUAAUGUUUAGUACCAAAGGUUUAUCUUAUAAAUGAGAUAAUAUCUAAUAAAAUAGAAUUUACAUUAGCAAGAAAUCAAAUCUAUCUAAAAAGUAAAAAGUAAUUAUUUUUUUAUUUGACUCUUGACUAAAUAAAUGAAUACUGUAAAAUAAUUGUUCAAAAUAAAGAAAAGAACAUUCGUUAAUGUUCUUUAGGUGUUGCAUUAACUACUGCUCAAAUCACCCAAUAUAAUCUUAUACUUUUAGGAGAAAUAACUACAAAUUUAUAAACAUCUUCUUCAAUAUCUUCAACAUAAGUAAUAAAUAUUCCUGAAAAUGGAAAAGUGUAACUAGAAGUUAGUAAUGAAAUAACAAAUGUUUAAAUUAAUGAAGAUGUAUUAACAAUCACAUAAAAAAUAUAUAACGAUGAUCUAAAAAUUGAUAAUAUAAAUUUAAGAGAAGCUUAUCUUGUAUAAAAUGGAUAGUAAUAUGAUAGUUUAGACUUUUUGGUAUCAUUUGUAAAAGGAUAAUUAAUUACUUACAAAUUCAAAAUAAAAGAAACUCAUAUCAAAUUUGAUUAAUAUAUAGAUUUGGUUUUAACAUCAGAGUUGAUAUAAUAAAGACGAAUACUCACUCAAGAUAGAUCCUAAUUGAAAAUUGGAUAUAAUGCAAAAAAUUCAAUUCAAUUUUUACCAAAUGAAUUGUUAUAAUUGAACUAAAAUAAUAACAGCACUUCAACAGUAAAAUAUCAAAUUUAUGCAAUAACCGCAAUUUUAUUAUUAUCAUUAUGUGCAACAGCAGUUUGGUAUAGUAGAAAGGAGAAAAAGCACUUCGAGGUUGGAGAAGAAAUUACAGAUAAAAACAAUUGA
This is a messenger RNA of Paramecium sonneborni, 1488 nucleotides long. Lineage: Eukaryota; Ciliophora; Oligohymenophorea; Peniculida; Parameciidae. The record is from the annotation of a GenBank genome assembly.